This is a messenger RNA of Staurois parvus, 1459 nucleotides long. The record is from the annotation of a GenBank genome assembly. NCBI's taxonomy places the organism in Eukaryota, Metazoa, Chordata, Amphibia, Anura, Ranidae.
AUGAAGAGAUCUGAUCCUUAUAGAGGGACAUCCGACAAAAAGAAUACAGAUCGGUGUCCACACACUGACAGAUCUCCCCGAGAGAUGGACUGGCUCUUAGGACAGAGAAAGACAAGCAGGAAGAUGAAGGUGUUGGGGAUCACAUCCAGAGGACCUGAAAGUGACUUCUCAUGGUUGAAGUGCUUUGUCACACAGAAAUAUUCAGAUCUCUUUGAAGUGAAAUAUCUUCCAAUCUCCGACUACAACCGAGAAGAAUGGGAGGAGGAUGUGAGACUGUGCUCUGCCGUCAUUCUCUAUCACACCGAACACCAAGGAGAGAUUAAUAUCACCGAUGUAGAUGGCGCCUUAUAUGACAGUGAACUAUAUUACAUGAAUAAUAUUCUGGGCAGGGAGAAGGUGCUGGUCAUGUUGGAUAAUAUCAGUAAAGAGGAGAGAUGCAGAAUUCCAAAGACACUGCAAUCCCUGUCCGCUCAUCUCAUCUUCAUUCCUGAAAAAAACAAAUCUGAAGCCACAAAAAAGGAACUAACUGAAUUCUUUGAGGCUGUUUCAAAAGGUGUGAAGACAUCUCAGCAGGAGAGCACCGGAGUAACACCUAUAACUCAUCAAAGCCAAUCACCACCUCCUUCAUACAAGAUCGGCAUCUUCUCAAGGUCAGCAGAAAGUAAUUACUCCUGGCUUAUUGACAGUCUGAAGGCAGAUGACCACAUGGGGUCCCUUGACAUCAAAGCAGUCUGCAUAACGAAUAAUUAUAAAAUGUUCAGUUCAGCACUGAAAAACAUGCUGUUUCGCCAUUCUGUAUCACACAAAAAAGCAAGGAAGACUCAACAUCACCAAUGGUGAAAAUUCCUUGUAUGACAAUGAACUCCAGGACAUGGCAAAUUUCCUUGGAAAAGAAAAUGUGAUUGUAGUAGCUGAUGAUUUGAACAGCAAUGGGCCUGAAGAUAAGGAACGGAUUCUGAAAUCCCAGCCCCAUAUUCAUACCUUUGCUAACGAUUUGUUCUUAUUCAAGGAAAAGGAGAAACACAGAGAAAACCUGGAGAAAAUAAGAGCAAUCAUACAGAGAAGUGCGAGGACAUCUUCUUCAAAAGCAUCCGGAACUUUUGGUGAUACUGAUCAUCGUGACACAAUAAACAAUUCUAAAGGGAAACAUGAGGGGCUUUAUGCCGCUGGUUCUACAUCAGGCAAAUCAAGUAAGCCAAGUCCAUCACCACUUCAGCCAUACCAGAUCGGCAUUUUCUCAAGGUCACCAGAAAGUAGUUACACAUGGCUUGUUGAUAGCCUGAAGGAAGAUGAUCACACAGGAUCGCUUGACAUCAAAUCAGUCCGCAUAACUAAUAAUAAUAACACGUUCAGUUCAGCACUGCAAACAUGCCGGUUCGCUAUUCUGUAUCACACGCAAAACCACGGACGACUCAACAUCACCAAUGUUGAAAAUUCCUUGUAUGACAAUGAGCUCCGG